Messenger RNA from Cuscuta campestris, 1949 nucleotides. The record is from the annotation of a GenBank genome assembly. Lineage: Eukaryota; Viridiplantae; Streptophyta; Magnoliopsida; Solanales; Convolvulaceae.
CGCAGGUUGAAAGGGUUGUUGUUGUUUGCCAUCUACAGAAAAUUUUGCAAACUAGGUUAUCUAUCAUGUUUAAUAAUUAAUUAGGCCUUUAAUUAAUUAUCUCCCACUAUUUUUAACAAAUCAAUAACCCUCGAUAUUGAUUCGGAGAUUUCCGGCGAAACCUCUAGUGGGCCAAGAUCCAUAUUUCAUUAUCUUGCGUUCCGCUUGGGCGUUACUCCACAAGACAACUAUUUAGGUAGGAACAUAGUUCCAACUGAUGAGCCGGGCUCUCAGCUCUUGGUCUGGUGUUGGGCGAACAAUAUUACUACAACCGGACCAGGACACCUUUUCACCGUACUUGUAAUUGGCUGAGGCACGUCUUACAAGCAGACUACUUUGGUUAGGAACAGAGUUCCAAUUAAAUCAUAAAGAUCCAACUCCUGGCUGGAUGAGUAAGUAAAAUCAUCCGACUUGUCAUUGAUGACCCCAACUUACUGCCUCUGAGUCGUCCAUCCAUUUGACCGAGACUCAGUUAAGUCUAACCCAACGUGCGACAGCGACCACGCUAUGGCGGUUCCCGUAACCAGCUUAACAUACACCGUACUAUGCUCUGCUGAGGCUGAGUACAUGACAGUGCACAUUAGCCAGAUAGGUGCCGGGCGUCAGAAGGCGACAGACUUAAUAUUCGUGAGGGAUUUAUAAUUUCGAUCUCACCUAUCGACAUGGCCGCGCACAUGUCCAUUACUAGCGUUCAACAUACAUUCAACAUGCAUUCACAAAACGCAGUAAUUAAACGUGUAAUGAUUGUGGCCCCUAAAAGAAAAAUAAAACGAUAGCUCCCACUGGCUUCCGGUCACUUGGACUUCGGGCUAUCUUCAUUCUUUUAGAUUUUUUCAAACGGUCUUCAAAUCUUUUCGUCUUCUAACCACGACGUGAGAAAAGAAUCCUCGGUUGAGCAAAGUGGAAAGGUGAAAACUGAAAAGUCAUAUGCUCGAUCGUAUCCUUCCAUGUUCUCCGUGCUCUCCAAACCCUAGAACACGAUCUGAGAAACACUUCUCCAUCUGCUCGAUUUGGCAAAAGCUUCGCCAAGGUAUUAUCUCUGGACACCUUUUAGCAUGCCAACUGCACAACGUCACCGACAAAUAGGGAUUUCAAAGUAUUUUUCUUAUUUAAAUGGAGAAGCAAAAGAGGGAAGAAAAAAGAAUAAUACUUGGAGAAUCUCAUUUGAGUCGGAUGUACGAGAAGAAUUGUACAGUCUGUGAAAAUUAGCAGAAGAGCAACGCGUCGAUUGAAAACAAAGGGAAUACAGAGCAAUUCAUGUAUAGAGCAGCCGGCACGGAUCGUGGAAGAAGAAGAUGAUGAUGACAAUUAGGGAGCAAAGAUCCGAUCGGAGGAAGCAGAGACCCGACCCGAGGGCUGCCCUACCCUUCUCAAUCCGAAAUCGAGGAAGCAACGUGCAAGAAACCUAAUUGAAGAUAAGCGGUUGAUUUAUAGAGCUGAGAUCGAUGCGAUGCAGAUAAUGAUAUGAUCAUCGGAUUGCAACCAGAGAUCCUCAAAAAAACGCCGCACUCAUACACAAGGUGCCGGAAUUGGGAAAGCGGCGCCACUGGAAAUUCACCGUUCGAUGCUCGGAGAAACAAGCUCAGCCCAGCCUCAGGACGUGCAAAAUUUGCAAGGCAAAGUUCGAUCCUCUGCUCAAUCACAGCCGUGCUUGCCGUUACCACCCUGCCCAUUUUGGAGGCAGUGAAUAUAUGUGAAAUCCAUGUCCUGCAGUGCUAAAUCCACACUCUGGAAAAUACUAAUCUUAUCUCAAUUUCGUUUUUUCAUUUGCAAUGGCAAAAUCACAACAUUCAAACAUAAGUAGUAACUUGUCUUAGUACCGAGUAGUUUUUUUUCUUUACCAUUGCAUUUCCUGUGAUCCAAACGCUCCCUAAAUGCUGUGAAUGUAGGAAUCAAUUGUGUUUUACUUU